AUGGGUUGCUCAAAUGCUCGUUUGUUGGUGCAAACACCAUUAUCUGACACAAAUAACGCUACCAACUUGAACGUCAAUAACUCUUUCAAUCCAGCCUCAGCACCAGUAGCAGUGCCGAAUGAAUUUAAUGCACCCGGCACUGCUGCUGCGGCCGCCGCCACAGCUACUGAUACAAAUCCAACAACAUCAACUCGAAUGCAUCUAACCGGUGUCGAUCUUGUUGUUGAAAGAAACGGUUCCUAUACGCUUUUACUCACACCGAGAACUCAUAAGCAGUUAAUGCCCUAUGUCCUACGAAAGAAACGAUUUCGAAUUCUCGUUGAUAAACCGCGCUCUGAAGGACUAGCAACUGUGAAUCCACCAUUAUCAUCUUAUGAUUUAUCCAAUACAGACCGAACUAUGGAAAGUGGCAAAGAAUUAAAACUUAGCGAAAAGAAGAAUAAGAAGCAUAAUAAACAAAAGAUGGAAUCGACUAUCGAAGCUGUUCAACAAGCUGCAUCGGAUGAGCUUGAUAAAGCAAAAGCUCGUUUUAUUGGCGGUCGAAGCAUCGAUCGUGGUGAUCCGGAAGAUGAAGAUGGUACCAUUCAAUCCGACGAUGAAGGUAUGAUCGAAGAAAUCGUCACAACUGUCGAAGAAGACAAAGAUCUCGAAUGUAAAGUGAAGAAGAAAAUCGAAACAAAGAAAACCGUUGCACAAGACCCCGAAACACAUAACAAAAUAACUAAAGUUGUGAAGACUGAAGUCACCGAAAUCACACGAACCAUAACCAUCAAUGACCAACAUGAUCUCGAACGUGCAAAACGAGAAUUAGGCAUCGAUGAUGUGAAUAAACUAUUACCAUCAACCCAAAUUAUCUAUAAUCUCCCAUCAACAUAUCACUCAUCAUCGUCAUGGGUCGAUCAUCCACGUAUAACUCAUGUUCAAGAGAAAUAUUACGAACCAUCGAAUGAAAUUGUUACAUCAGGUGAUUUUCCAUCUGAUAGUCCAGUUAAACAACAUUCACCCACCAUGGAACUGAAUGAAAACGAUAUCAAAGUUGAUCAACCAUUAGCCGAUGCAACAACUGUUGGCCGUGGUCCAGUUGCUGAAACAGUGUCAUCGUCGACAACAGCACCUGCAUCAACAGCAACUGUUGAACAGAAAACAGUUGAAACAAAGAAGAAAAAGAAGAAAUCUAGUCUGAAUUUAUGUUCAUGUACUCGUAGUACAGCCACUGAUGUAGAUGAAGAACAACGUAAACAGAAAGCGGCAACGAUUGUUGAACAAAAAUCCAAACAGAAAAAGAAAGCAUCAGUUACAACAACGAAUGCGCUUCUUUCCUCCUCGAAUCUUCAAUCACCAGCUCAAGUUCAACCAUUAAUAUCUGACGAUAUCAAAAAUUUAAUGACCGAGAAAAAAACUCUUUUAAUCGAUUAUAUUCAUUCGAAAGUCUUCGUUCCAUCGAAACUAUUCACGACAAAUGACCAGGAUGCUAAAGGAAGAAAGAUUUCUUCACGAAUCUACGAACUUCUCUCUCAUGAUCGUUGCUCAUCAUGGACAAAUUUAUUCGAACAACUCAAAGAUGAAUAUUCAGAUGAUCUAGCUCCAAACAUAUUCAUUCAACCAAUGGUGAAAACUUAUCAAGAAUUAUUUACUAAUAAACAAGCGAAUAUUCUCAACACAUUUGCGACAAUUCACAAUGAUAAAGAUAUAAAAAAUCUUCCUGAAAAUCACGAUUACAUAACCAUCGUUCAAACAUAUCUUAAUGAACGUGAUAAUCAACCGAAUAUUACUGUUGUUGCCAAACCAUUUGUUGAAAACAUUGAAGACACACUUGAACGUUUACAACAUCAUGUUCAACCAGACGAAAAAGUGAUCACCGAACAUAAAAAACAAGAACCAUUAGUGCAUUCAAAAGAAAUCGAUAUGUCUGAUGAUGUGGAGAAAAAUACACCUGUGUACGAUGAAGAACAAUUAGUCAAAGCACUCGCCGAGAUUUCGCCACACAAGCCAAUUACACUAGCUGAAGCAAUCGCUUAUCAAUAUCUUGAUCUGGAUAAUCCUAAACUUGGCCUGUCAACCGAUACAAUUGAACGAAUCAAACAUUUAUUUCGUCCUUUAUCAAAAGAUGAUGAAUCAACCUUGAAUUUGAUACGCAUUAAUCGGGCUGGUCAAUAUUUGGCUGAUUUUAAUCUUGCUGAGACAAACACUUUUGAAAGAUUUCAUUUAUCCGAACCGUUCAUCUAUCAAUUACAGCAAUCGUUCGAACCAACGCUUGAUUUUAGCGAGAAACAAUUUCGUUCAUUAACAGAUGCGAUUCUCAAUAACAAAGCUGAAUAUUCCAGUCUCCAAUUCGAUAUUGGACGAACAUUGGUACCGGCUGGUGAUAUGAAAGAGUCAUCAACCAAUGAUUUCAGUCAAUCGGACUCGGGUUAUUCAAUGACAACUGCAACAUAUGAAAGUCUAGCUGGAAAAGUGAAAAAUGAAUUUGAAACGAUCAAUGAACCAAUACCUGAUCAAGCCAAUGAAUCUGAUAAGACUACAGGCCAAAGUAAUCUGACAGAUGAACCAGAUUUGGAAAGUUCACGCUCAAGUGACGUUAAGUCGAUCGUAGCUCCAGAUGUGAAAGAAAAUCUCGAAACAAAAAGAGAUUCCAGACGACUUUCCGCAGAAAAAAUUGCAAAAAAAGAGGAUCGACCAGCGACGCCAGUCUAUAUAAAAAAACGAAAAUCAACUGGCUUAUUUUCAUGCUUUGGAAAUAAAAAAGCAAAAGCUUCAACCGAACAGACUGGUCAAUCGACAAUCACAGCACCAUCUGUUGUCGCGACGACCGAAACAAAUAUUGUACAAACAAAAUCGCCUAUUGAAGAGAGACCAGUAAUUGAUUAUACGAUUUUACCCGACGGCAAACGCAUUUAUAUUGAUGCGUUUCAAGAUCGGCCAGGUCUUGACAUGUCAUAUAGGCCAGAGAAUUUCGAUACUCAAUUUGUCCUACCUAUUGCCAAGCCAAGUAGCGAGUACGAAAGAGCUAUGACACCAACGGAUAUAGAACUGCAAACACCAACAAUGGAAGACAAACCAAUCGUUCAUCUCGAACCACGAUCAGCAACAGCUGAACCUGAACAUCAUAGUCAUAUUGAAACGUUCGAAGAAAAGCCACAUGUUCACUUGGAACCUCGGGCACCAACCAUCGAACCAGUUGAUGUCCAAGCAGAGAAGACCGAAGAGAAACCACGCGCUCAUUUGCAACCACGAUCACCGGUUAUCGAACCAGUCGAUGUUCAAGCUGAAGAAAGUGAACAUAAAGUAACUACACAUUUGGAACCACGUGCACCCACAAUUGAGCCAGUCGAUGUACAACCUGAACAGGCACCUGCUAUUGUUCAUGCCACCAAACACGAAGAAUCAACUGUUUCGAAAAUAAAUACACCAGUAUUGUUACAGAAUCUACACGGUGCAGCUGUUGAUUUACCAGAAGUUGAACUCGUGGAACCAGGACCAUUGCCAACAUUACCAACACUAACGGUCACAAAAGAGAAACACAAGAAAUCAAAAGAACCGAUCGUCUCAACCACGCCCACAGAAAAACCAGCCAAAACGAAAAAAGUAAGCGCUGGUCUAUGCGCAUCAUGUUUUGGCGCUAAAGCAGCUGAAAAGAAGAAGAAAGAAACCAAAUCCGACACUGUUAAAGCACCUAUUGAACAAAAGAAAGUUGAAGAAGAAGUUAAGAAAGAUGAACCACCAGUGACUACGAUUGAAACUACAACAACUAUUGAGUCCUCAUCACAACCAGUGCCCACUCAAGAAGCUAUCGAAUUAUCAAAUGUUAAUAUUGACAAUUAUCAAGAACGAACUCUUCUGAAGAGCAGUGAAAGUCUCCCGAAAUUAGACGACCGUCUAGAUGCUACGAUUGAACAUAUCGUACCGACUGAAGAACCUCAUUAUCAAUUACCAUCCAGCGAGCCGGUGCCGCAAACUAUUAUUGAAAAUGAGUAUUCAUUACCUGCACAUGAUACAUAUGAUGUGCCUCGUUCAAUCGAAACACCAAGUGAACAAAAUAUUCAAGUGAAUGUAGAAGAAACAAUUUUGCACACAGAGAAAACAGUUCAAGUUGAAAAAGCAAGUGAAGAUGUGGUUUCAAAAGAACAAAAAUUCGAAUCAACUAUUGAAACUAUGCCUAAUGUUGAAGUUAAAGAGUCCAGUACGAAAGGUUCUUACACAUUACCAGCGAAAUCAUCGAAAACAAAGAAAGUCAAGGAACCUAAAAUCAAAGAGAAGAAAGUUAAAGAACCAAAAGUGAAAAGUGAAAAGAAACCUGGUUUAUUUGCCAAUCUCUUUCGUCAUAGUGAUCGUAGUCCAAGAGCACCAGCACUCGAUUUACCAUCCGUAGAACGUGAUCUAUCACCCAACAAUGAACUACGUGCAGCUCAUCGACAGGACAGUGAUCCUCUACGAGUACCAAAUGUUGAUUUACCCGCACCUGAUAUCGAAUUGCCUACCUAUGAUAAAGCAGAAGUGAACAUGGCAACUGGACAGACUAAAUCUUCAUCAUCAGAAUUUGCCAUUCCAAGUGUGAAUUUGCCACCCAUACCAGAUUUACACUUACCUGGAAAUGAGAAUCAGCCAGUUGAUUCAACUACGAAUUUGAUGCAAGUUCCAAGCGUUCAAUUACCUGAACUUGAAUUCACAUCCAAUGAAACUGUAUCGACUACCGAACUCAAACCGGUUGAAACUCCUGUCAUCACAGAAAUCAAACAAGAAAAUCAACUGGAGCAAUUGCCAGCAUCACCUGUUCAAGAGACGUUAGAUAUUCAAGCUGAUCAGAUAGUUUCUUCAAAUGAAAAUGAUUCACCUAUUCCACAAUUACCAAAAUUUGCUUCGGAUGACGCAGAUCUCACGCCAAAAGUGGAAUUACUAACAACGGAACAAAAAUAUUCCAUUACUGAUACUCAAUUUGUGGCACCUCCCGAACUACCCGUCAUCGUUGACAAACAAAUAACUGAACAAGUCGAAACUCCACCGAAGCUCCCAGAUUUUACUUUCGAAUUGCCUACGGAAGAACCCGUGGAAGUUGUUUCAAAAAAUGCUGCAGUUUCUCCACCGUCAUUUGACGACGAUGUACCAUCAGCUGCAUCAAAGAUCGUGCCAGCUAUCGAAGUUUCCACUCUACCCAUCAAAACUGCAGAAAAGGAAGUCAUCGAAACAAAAACCGAAACCAAAAAGAAAUCUUCUACGCUUGCACUUUGCUCAUGUUUUGGCAAUAAAUCGAAUGUUCAAAAGACCAAAACGCUUCCUGCGCCAAAAGAGAAGAGCAAGCCGAUUGUCCCACCCAAAUCUGAUCUUCCAGAAGUUGAUAUGCGGAUUCCAUCAUCAAAUAUUUCCUCGACAUUGAAAACCAAAGGUUCAUUGCACGCACCAAGCACUGAUCUUCCACCGGUAGAUUUAACUUUACCUGCAACCGAGCCCGUUCAUCUACCAGCUCUUCAUGCUCAUGAAAAGAAACGCAAAGCGCCUAAGAAACCGGUUGUUAAAGAAGAAAAGAAAGUUAAAUCUGAAGCCAAAGCGAGCCCUGAAGCAGUUGUACCAACAACAGUGAAUGAAGUAAAUGUACAACAAGAAACUACUGUUACUCCAGUCAUUGAAACAAAAGUGGAAGAACAACACACAACUGAAGUGCCGGUUGCGAUUGAACAAGUUCAAGAAGAAGUAACAAUAUUAACAACGCGAUCACCGACUCCUCCACCGACAGUUGUUGAGAAGCACGUUGAAGAGCCGAUUGUCGAUCGACCCCCUAGUCCGGCACCUAUCACUAAAGCCCAACCCGUCGAAGAAAUAUUGGUUACUUCACCUGUUGAAAAAGAACCAAUUGAAGAAACCAAGACUGAAUCAUCCGUUGCGAAAUCAACCGUGGAAAAGAAACCUGUCGAAGAACUCAAAGAAUCUCAUAGCGAAUCAAAGAAACAUUCAGCACUCGAAAUCAAAGCACCUGCAUAUAAUAUUCCUGAACUGGAUUUAUCAGGUCCACCGAAAAGUGAUUCCUAUGUGUCUUCAUUGAAACAUGAAGCAUCGAUAGCAACUCAAUCUCGUUCGGAUAGCGGCCUUGAAGCGAUCAUUUCAUCUCAUCUUCAUCCAUCGUCAACAUUCGGUACAAACCAAACCAUCGAAACUCUUAACCAACACCCGUCCGUUACUUCAGGUUUAGGCAGUGAUACUGUCGCUAGUAUAACAACCAAAUCAUCAACAGUACCUGACAUUCAAGUCGAAAAGACGACUACUUCACCUAAGCGUGAAAACAGUUUCUCACGACAUGACUUUACUCGUAAAAUCAGUAUCAAUGACGAAUUACGUUCGAAACUAAUCUUUCGACAAAACGAUUUGAAGAAAUGUUUGGAAGGUGAAAUCUCGAAAUCGAUCGAGGAUUUUGAUGCGAAGAAAGAUCAGAAAUCUCUCAAUAAGAUUCUUACACACGCAAUCGAUUUGAUCAAAGAUAAGAAAGUCACAACGUAUCCUGAAUUGAAACAAAAACUAAUCGUUGAACACAAAAAUGACGCAUUCAUCGUUGAUCCUGUCGUUCGAUCACUUUAUUGCACAAUCGAAAAAGAAGGUUUGGAUAAUCUCGAUACACCUGAAUUUCCCUUAGCUAUUCGUGAUAUGGUACGUCUUCCGGCUAAACAAACAUUUGACACCGUUGCGCAUUUUAACAAAGACACAACAGAAGAAAAGUCACAUAUAACAAAAGAGCAAUCAUCAACAAAACAUUCUUGUUUGACUUGCGGCCGUUCGAAAUCAUCGAAAUCUAAAGUUCCAUCAACACCAACAACUACAGCAGUCAGCAGCGGAUUACUCGAUGAUCGUCGCCGUGUGCAACUGAAUACUCAUCGAAAUGAACUAGGCACAAUUCUUCGUGAUCACAUUCAAUCAAGUCAACCGCCCAUUCGACAAUUCCCCGAACAUACAAAAGAAGUCGAAAAGAUCAUUCGAAAAACUUUAACGCUUGUUACUCAACCGAAAAUUCUCUCCUACGAACAGAUUCGUAAUGAUCUAAAAUCGGAAUAUAAGCAAACAUUCUAUCUUGUUGAUCCAACAGUUGACAUCGUUCGUGAUACAUUCGAUCAUUGUGAUAUAACACAAAUGAAUGAGAAGACCAAUCUCGACAUUCUCGACUCGAACAUAACUCAAACAGCUAAUCUUUACAAUCCAUCGAUGAAUCGAGUGAGUUUACUAACCAAUGAAGAACAAAACUUAUUGAAAUCCAAUCAAUUAUCAUGGCUCAAUCAAUAUCUAAUCGACAAUGAAUUGAAAGAGAAGAAAAUCACGAAAAAGCAAAACAAGGAAUUAAGUAAAAUCCUCACGCGCGCAAUAGACCUCCUCUCUCUGAAUCUAAUCUAUUCAUGGGAUGAACUUAACUCUCAAUUACGACGAGAAUUUCCCAAAGCACACGAUCUAUGUGAUCGAGCGGUUGAAUUAAUCAAACAAGCACAAAAGGAUGGAUUAUUACUGUUACCGCAAUCACCGAAUGCCGUUCAACAGGAUGUUACAUCAGUCAAUAUCAUCACUGCCAAUGGAAAACGACGUGUCUCAUCAUUGAUAACUGAUCGUGCUCGACAGAAUCUGAAAAAUAAUCGAAAGAAGAUCGUCGCAUCGAUUACAGGUUUAUUGUUGGAGUAUAAUAAGACUUUAUACACUGAACAUCAAAUUGAAAAUUAUGUGAAUAAGACAUUUCAUUGCUUGGAAGGUCAAAAGACAGGUCAAUUCAAAGAUUAUAAUGAUGUGAAAGACAAAUUGAAGAAAGAUUUCAAACAUAAUCAUGAAAAAUUAAUUGAGCAAAUUGUCGAUGUCAUCGAACAAGCACACGCAACUAACCAAUUCGAUGAUCUUGACAAACCUGAAGUACAAACAUUAAUGAGAGAUCGACUUGAUGGAAAACCUUUGGUUAUUAAAGAAAUGUACGUUUCAUUGCCACCACGUGCUGGUGCAUUUGGUCCAUCGAAAUAUGGUCAUGAUGACUCCGGACAUUAUUUAUCAACAUCUAUCAAUGGUGAUCGAACAUUGAAUAGUAGUACAUCAUCACAUCGUGUGGGUCGUGGUUUGAGUUGGCGAGAAGCAAAUGAACGUGCUCGAAUUCUCUUUUAUCGUGGCAAACAUCCAGCUAUUCAUUACGAUGAACAAGCGGCUGGUUUUGAUGUCCGAAUGUUAUUGGAAACAACAGCAGGUGGAACCCAAGAAAUACCUGUUACAGACAGUGAUGUUCAUGAAUUACUCAAUUCAUGUGGUGUUCAAUGGGAUGGUGUGAAUAUCAUAUCUUUAGUUGAUCAUAGUGAAGAUGUUGUUCGUGCUGCUGAACAAGCUGCCUUGAAAGUAAUCCGUGAAAAGGGUCUUGUAGAUCUCCGAACACCUCCAUCAGCACGAAAUACAGAUGAUAAUGAUGAACCUCAAUCAUCUUGA
Adineta ricciae is the source of this 8424-nucleotide messenger RNA. The record is from the annotation of a GenBank genome assembly. Lineage: Eukaryota; Metazoa; Rotifera; Eurotatoria; Adinetida; Adinetidae.